This is a messenger RNA of Symbiodinium sp. CCMP2592, 1341 nucleotides long. The record is from the annotation of a GenBank genome assembly. Lineage: Eukaryota; Dinophyceae; Suessiales; Symbiodiniaceae.
AUGGCAGGUGCUCCUAACUCGCCACGAUUUGAGUCCGACAAGGAGGAUGGUGAGGAGUCUAAGACCCGCAAGCUUGUCUUCGACGGAAUCGACGCUGCGGCCAAAUGCGAUGGGGUGGACGUCGACAAGCGCAUGCUCGAAGGGCGUAAGGCCAAUCGUGGGUUCACCAUCGCAGCAGGGACGGCCGUCGAUCCGGAUUUCAGCGACCUCCGCAACUCGAAGCGUGCACAGACGCUCCCAGCCGACUGCUCCCGUCGUGGUGACUUCAAUAUGAGCGAUGACAGCAAGAAGCAGUUGGAAGAGAUGCAGCAGCACUUGCUGUCCCGGUACCGCCAUGGCUCCGUUAGUCUCGCCUUCGACGUGAUUCCCCAGGACGUUCUCGAUGAGACCUUCAAGACAAAGGUGGUUGGACACAGCCACGGCCUGAUCACAGAGGGGCAGCAGCACGGGGAUGAGCGUGAGCGGGUCUCCUGGGGCAACAUUCCCCUCGAUCCUCCUCCGCUGAUCGCCUGCCAGAAGGGAUGCAAGGGUUUCAAGGACACCUCGCCCAACCAGGACAAUUUCUCAGUCACGCACUUCAAGAGCGGUUACACCUUGAUUUGCACGUUUGAUGGCCAUGGCCCGUUCGGUCACAUUGUGUCGACUCGUACCGUGCAGACGGUGCCCUGGUUCAUGGUGGUGGAGUCCGGAUUUGACAAAGACACAAUUGACGAGAGCAUCAUUGAGAAGGCUUUGAUCAAUGCCUUUGAGAAGGCUCAGAAGGACGUUGUCGCACACUCGCUCGAGAACGAUUGGGACGUUCAAGCGGUUGCAGCUCUUUUCAAGGGAAACAAAGUGUGGACCGCCAACGCCGGUGACUCUCGCUGCGCCAUCGGUACCGAAGCUGACAAGAAGGUGGUCUUUGAGACGGAGGACCACAAGCCCCAGAGCGACAAGGAGAAGGCCCGCAUCGAGGCCUCCGGUGGCGAGGUGCGCUCUCAGACGUAUCCAGAUGGAUGGGUGAACCACCGCAUCUUCAUCAAGGGCAAGGACUACCCGGGCUUGUGCAUGGCCCGCACGCUCGGGGACCAGUCGGUGAAGGACUACGGUGUCAUCGCAACUCCCGAGGUUCUGCUUACGACCGUGGACCUCUCGAAGAAGGCGUUUUUCAUCAUCGCCAGCGACGGUGUGUGGGAGUUCUUGGAUUCACAGUUCGUCGUCAAGGCCGUUGCCAAGAAGAUCCAAUCGGACGGACCUGCAAAGACGCUCGAGAAGCUGCAGCGCGAGGCCAAGAAGCGCUGGAAGGCCGAAGAGGGUGACUACUGCGACGACAUCACCUCCGUUCUGGUACAACUCCGCUGA